CCGAGUUCCACUACGCAUGCGCGCAACCGACGAACGUUGCCAUUUCUGGCCGCAGCGGCUUGCCGUAGAUUUGGCGGGGAAUGCAAAACGUAAACAGAAGAGGGACUGAAAAUGGAGGACAGUAAAAACGCAACAGAGGCUGUAAAUAGCGUAUGUGGUAAAGAGUGCCCUGAAAAGCAGACAAAUGAGGCUACAGGAGAAGUUUCCUCACAGAAACCGACGGAGGAGGCUCGGUACAGCCGGUUGAAAUUGUUCAACAAAGUGAUGCAGGAGAGUCUGAAGAAGUUCGUCGAGCACGCCAGCUUUAACAGAUUUGCCAGCGCAUUUCGUCCACUGUAUGAGAAGAAUCCUCAGAGGAUGGAGAGCAUUCACAAGCAGUUCCUAGAGGAGUUGCAGAAGACUAUACAGGAGGACAUCAGCAGACUGAUUGAAGAAGGCCACCUAGAGUUCAAACUGAAUGAGCUGGACAAACUGGAAAGCACAGCCAAGAACAAUCCAGACCCUGCAUGGCGGCCUACUGGGGUUCCUGAGCAGGAUCUCUGCAGCUUUUUGAAGCCAUACUAUCAAAAGCAGGAGGCCUACAUGAGACUGGAGCUGAAAAAGAUUCAAGCAGAGAAUGCUGCCCUCGCACAGAAGGUUCAGGCCGGUAGAGACAGUGUCGCUCAGACUGAACAGCGCAUUUCUACUGCAGUUGAUGAGUGGAAGACAUCAGUGACUGAGUUUGAGAGGCUGGCAUCUUCUCUCGGCCCUGCUGAUGUAUUUGAUGUGUAAUCUUCACAUUACCCCAUGGUUCAACUAACUUAACUGUACAUAUCGAUUUUGUUUGUUGUUGCUGUUUGUCUGUAAAUAAACUUGAAAAAUUGGAAAUUGGAAA
This is a messenger RNA of Acanthochromis polyacanthus (spiny chromis), 874 nucleotides long. RefSeq names its product polyamine-modulated factor 1 (gene pmf1). Bases 112 to 771 code for a protein of 219 amino acids. Lineage: Eukaryota; Metazoa; Chordata; Actinopteri; Pomacentridae. The transcript is spliced from 5 exons. Gene Ontology annotation, cellular component: MIS12/MIND type complex. The record is from RefSeq and is a predicted model, not a curated record. Gene Ontology annotation, biological process: chromosome segregation.